Messenger RNA from Thunnus maccoyii (southern bluefin tuna), 6705 nucleotides. RefSeq names its product histone acetyltransferase KAT7-like. NCBI's taxonomy places the organism in Eukaryota, Metazoa, Chordata, Actinopteri, Scombriformes, Scombridae. Gene Ontology annotation, molecular function: zinc ion binding; histone acetyltransferase activity. Gene Ontology annotation, biological process: regulation of DNA-templated transcription. The record is from RefSeq and is a predicted model, not a curated record. Bases 323 to 2245 code for a protein of 640 amino acids. The transcript has 15 exons. Gene Ontology annotation, cellular component: nucleus.
CAAAUGUAUGCUGGUGCACUUAAUUAGUUGAAUAGUUAUCUAAGAAGUUGAUGAAACGAACGAGUAUGUCCUCCUCCCUAAACUAUCUAAACGUUAAGGCCACCCUGGGUGUACCGUAUCUGCCACACGGAGGGAUUUUGUCGACGUACCGAGCCGUUGUAGGAAGUGCGGAGAAAUUGAUGCGCCUUUUUUUUAGCUGAGUUGGCUCAUGCCAAAAACUGGCGAUUUGUUGCUCAUAUUAUUUAUAUAUAACAUUGGAAAAAAAUUGCUCUCAAAGUGCGGAUUAAUAACCUGAGAGAAGCGACCCGUCACAUCUGUGAACAUGCCCCGGAGAAAGAGGACCGCAGGCAGCAGUUCGGACGGGACGGAGGACUCGGAUUUCUCCGCCGACCUCGAGCCUGCCGAAGCUUCCGAGAGCGCGCACAGGCGCAGCAGCACGCGCCUGACUCGCGCAUCACUGCGCCUCAGCCAGAACUCACAAGAUCAUUGCAGCUCAGCACGGAGCAAUUCCCCUGCAGCCGUGGGUCCUGACGAAGGCCUGGAUUCAGCAGCAGAGUCAGCGGCAGCGGCAGCAGCAGCAGCAGUGGCAGCAUCCGUCUUCUCCUCCGGGCGCAGGGUGACACGCAGCCAGCAGGGGGCGACAAACACCACAGCCAAAAAAUACCCACUGCGUCAGAGCAGGUCAUCCGGCUCAGAUACCGAGGCUAAUGCAGACGUUAAGCAAGCAGCGGACCGGGACGAGACCCCUCCUCGCACCCCGACAGGCAACGCCCCAUCCUCAGAGUCAGACAUCGAGGUUUCCAGCCCCAGCAACGACCUCGUGUCUUCUAGCAACGAUAUUGUAGUUUCACAAGAGGAGGACGAGAGAUUGGCCAAGGAGCUGUCACUCAAAGAGGCCGCCGCCCACGACCUCUCCCACCGGCCCAAACGACGGCGCUUCCACGAGAGCUACAACUUCAACAUGAAGUGUCCCACGCCUGGGUGCAAUUCACUGGGUCAUCUAACAGGGAGGCAUGAGAGACAUUUCUCCAUAUCAGGAUGUCCUCUCUACCACAACCUCUCUGCUGAUGAAUGCAAGGGCAAGGCAUCGACGCGCGACAAACAGACCGAGGAAAGGACGCUGUCACACCGCCAGGACGAGAACAGACACUCCACAAGAAACCAGGCCCCAACAGAUCGUCAGCUGCGCUACAAGGAGAAGGUGACAGAGCUGAGGAGGAAGAGGAACUCUGGCCUCAAUAAGGACCAGAAGGAAAAGUACAUGGAGCACCGUGACAGCCACGGGGUGAGCAGGGAGCCGCUGCUGGAGAACAUCACCAGCGACUACGAUCUCGAGCUGUUCAGGAAAGCGCAGGCACGUGCUUCGGAUGACCUUGAGAAGCUUCGUCUGGCCGGUCAGGUGUCAGAGGGAAGCAACAUGAUAAAGACCAUUGUGUUUGGUCGCUACGAGCUGGACACCUGGUACCACUCUCCAUACCCAGAGGAAUACGCCCGCCUGGGGAGACUAUACAUGUGCGAGUUUUGCCUUAAGUAUAUGAAAAGCCAGACCAUUCUGCGCAGGCACAUGGCCAAGUGUGUAUGGAAGCAUCCUCCAGGUGACGAGAUCUACAGGAAGGGGAACAUCUCUGUGUUUGAGGUGGACGGAAAGAAGAACAAGAUUUACUGUCAGAACUUGUGUCUGCUGGCUAAACUCUUCCUGGACCACAAGACUUUGUAUUACGAUGUUGAACCUUUCCUCUUCUAUGUCAUGACUGAAGCUGACAACACAGGGUGCCAUCUAGUCGGAUACUUCUCCAAGGAGAAGAACUCUUUCCUGAACUACAACGUGUCCUGCAUCCUCACCAUGCCGCAGUACAUGAGGCAGGGCUACGGCAAGAUGCUUAUAGACUUCAGUUACCUGUUGUCCAAGGUGGAGGAGAAGGUGGGCUCACCGGAGCGUCCCCUGUCUGAUCUGGGCCUUAUCAGCUACCGUAGUUACUGGAAAGAGGUGCUGCUACGCUACCUGAACAAUUUCCAGGGCAAGGAGAUCUCCAUCAAAGAGAUCAGUCAGGAGACGGCAGUGAACCCAGUGGAUAUUGUCAGCACACUGCAGUCCCUCCAGAUGCUCAAAUACUGGAAGGGAAAGCACCUGGUUUUAAAGAGACAGGACCUUAUUGACGACUGGAAAGCCAAGGAGACCAAACGUGGUAACAGCAAGACAAUUGAUCCCACAGCCUUAAAAUGGACACCGCCUAAAGGGACGUAGAGGAGCUUCCGUUCACACUCCAAACACAAAACCCCAAAACACACAGAGACAGAUCCUCCUUUGCACACUGGCAUGCACACAGAUCCUGAGCUUAAACCCACACACAUCCACUGUCGUACGAAACGCUUUCAGCAGCUACUGCACAGCCAUCCACUUACAGAGUCAGAUGAUACUCCGGGUUCAGCAGUCACUGUCAAGGCUUGGGGAGUCAGUCCAAGAAAAUUUACAUGAAUCUAGACCUAAGUUUGUAAGAUGUUGCUCUGGAAAUUUUGACCAAGCUGCAGUCAGAAUAAGCAAGGCCUCAUACUGAAAUGAACACUUAAAAUAGCACAUUUGAAAAAAUAUGUUCAAGGACCAGGACAUAUGAACAGUAAUGAUAAGUUCGUGACAAUUUUUAUAAACAGGAGAAAAAGCAUUAUUGUUGCUACAGAUAUCUUAAAGCUAAUUAUAACCAAAGAGUUAUGAUUUAGAUGUAGUGGAGACAAUAAGAAAUGUAUUUGAAGACAAACUAGAGUCUAAAGCUUAGUGUUCAUAUUUAUUUUUGUAUGGCACUGGCUAUUACUCUUUACAUUACAAUAAUACAUGGAUUUAUUGGAUUUGCUAAUUACUCUCUCUUUUCCAUGUGGUGUUUUUCAGUUAUCUUCCUCUCAAUGAGAACAGGCCUAUAAGGAAGAGUAAAAAAAACUAGAUUCCCUCUUCCCUUGUCACUGCUGUUCUAAAACUUCUGUUUAAACAUUAGUUAUAAUGACUGGUGCAUAUGAGAAUGCAUGCACUACUGCCCUUAAAUGACGACGUUUACAAUCCAGAGAAGCUGAUUAUCAUCAUUUAUGUUUAGAUUUUAUAUUUCCAGUUUCAGGCUCACUUACUUCCAUUAAGUCCACAUAAGAUGGAAUGGUAUUCAUAGCAGCCAGUGAUGUCAGUCUACGUAGGAUAACUGCUGAUGUCUCCUCGCCCUGAAACCAAUUGUGCAUUGUUAGCGCACUUCAUUAGAACAGAGCACCAGGCGCGCUCGCUAAUCCAAUCUGCAACAGCCGGUAUUGAACCUGCGCUGCCAUUUCAUUCAUUUCUCUAGACAGUGGACACGAUGCAGGUUGGCAGCAUGUUUACUCACAAAACACGUUUUGGCAGACACUGACCAGCUGUGUGUAAUUAAAUAGGACACGGCCCCGGUCCAAAAUGCAUAAAGUUUCUAAGAAUAGGACCCCUGACCUCGAUUAACCACUCUGGUCACAUGAUUAAAUAGAGCGUUCCCACACAGACUGAAAGACCUGAAAAUGAAUUUGAGAGUUGAAAAAUCUAAAAAUGGAUCAAAAAUCUAAAAAUGGAUCAAAAAUCUAAAAAUGGAUCAAAAAUCCUGACGUUCAAUGAUCUCCAUGAAUAUAAUAUAAACUCCCAGCUAAUAUUAACUAUAACAACUCAUUCACUUUACUUACAUAUUUGUUAUCAUGUUGUCAUUUCACAUAUUGUUACACUAGUUUUGUCUGGAAAAACAUUUAAAAUGGUAUGAAGAGUUAAGAUGGUGUCAGGUAAGAAAUGGUCUACAGACCCGAGUGUAUGGAAAUUUCUCUGAAGAAUAAUUUCUCUUUUAAUAUUAGUUAUAUAAAUGACCCUUCAAGAAUGUCGAAAAGGAGUUCCACUUCUCUUAAGCAGCAGUAGCUUCUUAAAGAAGCUAAAUGCUAACGUUCAGUUGAAUUCCUGACACCCUAAUGUGACUUUAGUCUGGACCUGUGAAAAGCAUCACGUGAAGUUUUUGUUUUUUUGUUUGUUUAUUGUACGAUUUCAAGAAUUCAGCAGCUGUAAACAUGAAUUCUUGGAUGUUCAGGUGAACACCGACAGUGGCUGUUUGAACCCAGAGCAAAUCAGUCCCUCAGCUUUUCUCUCAUGCAACAAAUACACACAUGUCCAGUAUAUAACCCAUCUCACCAGUCAGUCGGUUAGCCAGGAAGCUAUAGCUGCCAUUGGCCAUGUUUUGACCGUGUUAUGUCACCAGGAAGGGACUCACCUGGAUGUUUUGUUACCACCUGUCCCCUUUUUUUUUUACCUUGUAUCUUAAUGAGGGCUGUGUUAUUUCAUGUCUACAGUGAGGGAUCCAAAAUACAAUCUCAGCUGUUUGAGAAGAGGGAGCCUACAAACAUGUUGCUGUUUUUUUCUGUGUCUGUUUUUUUGUUAAAGUUCUCAAUAAUAUUUUAUACUUUUUCUACCUCUAAGGUUUUACCACUGUAUAAAAAGCUAGAAUGGCCCAUAUUAAGCUUCUUUGUUUUCCUUUUUAUCCCGUGUGUGUUAACAUGUGAAAAUAUGUAGCUGUGCAAAGCAUUUUUUUUUACUAGAUUUUUUAAAGUACACUAUUUAUAUUCUUUAAAAAAAAACAUGUUGAAUGCGUAGGAACGUAAAAGACAGCCUGGUAGAGGAAUGUCUACUUUAUAGGACUGGUUUCCAUGUGAAUAUAAAUAUUUAUCUAAAAAUUGUAUGUAGAGUUGAAUGUGUCUAAAAGCUCUCGAAAGGUACAGGAGGGAGAAUCUAAGGCAUCCCCCCACCAACAGAGAUGAUGACAGAGGUCAUUUACAUUUCAGAUGUUAAUCUUCUGUUAUCAAAAGUGACAUGAUUGAGUCAAAACAUGUCACUUUUACACAUUGUCACUACUUGUUACCAACAUAAGUGCUGCUGCAAGCAGUUUGGAAAAUACAAGCACAACCUUUUUGUGUAUGACCAGUAAAAAUGGUCGGCAGCAUGAUCGUUUUGUUCUCUAUAGUCCACUGUGAUUGAUUUAUUUUAUUGACAAUCUCCAUAUUUAUUGAUUUGGAUCAACAUGUUAUUUUUUUAACCAGAUUUGUUAAAGCACUUGUUAGACAUUUUUGGAAAUAAGCUUAUUUGUUUUCUUGGGGAGAGUUAGAUGAGAAGAUUGAUACCACUUUCAUGUCUGUACAGUAAAUAUGACGCUACAGCUAGCGGCUGGUUAGCUUAGCCUAGCAGAAGGACUGGAAAUGGAGCAAAACAGCCAGAUACACUUUAAUUUUUUUACAAAUCAAACAAACAAGAUAUAAUGUGUUAAUUUGUGAGCUUUAGCUAGCCUUUAGCUAGUUUCCACUCUUUAUGCUAAGCUAGGCUAACUAAGCAGUUGGCUGUCCCUUCAUAUUUACAGCAUAAUUAUAUUUCAUACAGUCUUCUCAUUUAAUAUUGUAUUGUACUUCCCAAAAACUAUCCAUUCAAACCUUGUGCAUAAGCUUAGACAGCAGUUGGCUGUGAAAUUGGAGGUGUGUGGCCAACAAUGUCAGAUUGAAUCAAUUGUUGUUUGUUCUCUAGCUUUAGUGUUACAAUUUCAUUGUUUCUUUCACAAGGCUGAAUAUUUUGACUACAGCUUCCCUCGUAGUAGAAAAUAUUGCCUUUAAAGUUCAUAUGGUUGUGUGUCUUGAUUCCUCGUUUCUUUUUUUUUUAAGUGAUGUCUUUACCAUUUGUGGAUUAAUUUAUGUUUUACAUGUUUCUAUUGUCUCUUCCUAUGGUUUGAUUUCUUCAUUGGGUCUUACAAGAGAGAGCUGAUGAGUCACAUCACUGACUGGCAGACUUAAAAUCAAUACAAACUGUUUUUAUAUUUCAAAGGACUACAUUUAUUCUUUUAGCACCUGCUAAUAAACCUCUCUGAAAUGUGGUACUGACCGAAAUUACUCAUGACGGUUGAGUGUAGGGAGUCUUUUUGCCCAUUCUUAAGUGCAUUUACAGGAAAGUGCACUUACUUCUUUUUUGAAGGAAUUUGAAAGGAAAAAAUUAUGCUAAAAUACAACUCUUGAUGUUGAUGUUCCACACAUUACUGGGGCACUUUUGUUUUUGUUUGGUUUCAGUGCUUCAGGAACAAAGGAUGAGCGUAACAGUCAUACAGGGAGAAAUCACAAGCAGAGACAAUAGUUUCUGAACUCACAGUAGCAGAAAAUGGGCCUGACUAUUCUUUUUUUUUGACAGGAAAAGGCACACUGAACCCAUAAUUUACAACACUUCGUCAAAAAAAAGACCUCUGGAAUGUGUUGAACAUCACAAAUCAAUCAUAUCUAACCAUGUGAAAGUAUCUGAAAGUGAUUUUUCCUUUAAGAUGAGGCCUUUUUUAAGAAACCUGUCUGCCACAGUCCAUUUUGUUUCCCUCAUUUCUUUCUCAUCCUCAUGUCUUGCUGUUCUUCACUGUGCCAGUGGCAGCUAUAGAUGGGCAGCUUCAGAGCACCUCACUUGUUAUUAACGCAUCUGAAUAGGAUCACAGUUAUUUAGAAGCGAGAAGCAUUCCAUCACCUUCCAUAAGCCACCAGCGAGCUGUUAUAGUACUGCAGCGCUUUAAGGCGCCCUGCUACCUAUUUAAAGUACGCACGCAAAGCAGUGGCAAACAAAAGUAGCGUGGCAUUGAUAUGUAGCUCAGUUGUGCUUUUGUACUUGCUUCUCCCCCUUUCCCUUCCUCUCCAAUAAAUGCAAAUGGUGACACACAU